UCCACCUAAAUCUAGUCCUUACCUAAUUUUCCAUCACUCCGAAUCAACUUUUCAUCAUGAAAGAAGCUCGUGAGACUCCCACACGCAAGCUCAAAAAUGGUCAUUACGUCGCCAGCACAAUUGAUCGCAAUCCCUCGAAUCGUUCCAAUGGCUAUGGAUACACAACGGCUCCUCAUCGUUCGCAUGCCAAUCGUGCGUAUUCCACAGAUGGCGAAGACAGUCAUCGAGCGCAUUCCGAAGCGGCUUACAGCGAAUAUACGCUCACCAAUGAACGUCCUUAUUCGCGUCAAAAGCUCGAUCCGCACUUGAACGAUGGACCAAGACCUCUUUCGAGUCCCCCGAAACGAACGCCGCCCCGAGCUCCGUCCGCUUUGAGUUACACAGAGGGCGACUAUGGGGGCGGAAGUGAUAUUUAUGUGUCGUCUCCCGUGUACAAAGGCACGCAAGGCAGUCAAAUGAACGGAAGGAGUGCGAGUGUUGGGGCGCCACGAAGCGUUUAUAGCGUCGCAAGCUCCAAAACGGGCAAAGCAAGCUCGAAACGUGGUGCAAAAGUUGAACUUAUGAGUGCUCCGAAUCCGUUUUGCCCGAAUAUUCGGGGAGUUUGUUGUUUGAUGUUGCUCCUGAACUUGGGAUUGAUUCUCAUAACGCUCGGAUUUGUCAUUGUCAUGCAAUUUUAUGAACCAUUCUUUGUAUGGGUUCUUGGAAUAGUUUUCCUCAUUUUCGGUUUUGCAACGCUCAUCGGAUGCAUGAUCUAUUGCGUCACAGUGUGCCGCGAUGCCAAAACCCCUUCGCAAUUGCGUGACGAGGACCUUUAUUGGACAAAACAUUGGCAGAAAAACAUCGGUUAUGUUCCCAACGAGAUCAGCUACAAAACAGACAAAUUCGAUGAACCAGAUGCUUAUUCCGACAAAUAUUCAACGCACAAAAGCGGAAAAUUAUCAAGCAGUAGAGAAAAUAGUCAAGCUAGAUAUUAAGAAAAAAAUUAAGAAUUUUCGCC
Messenger RNA from Culicoides brevitarsis, 997 nucleotides. RefSeq lists its product as uncharacterized. The transcript is spliced from 2 exons. The record is from RefSeq and is a predicted model, not a curated record. NCBI's taxonomy places the organism in Eukaryota, Metazoa, Arthropoda, Insecta, Diptera, Ceratopogonidae. The coding region runs from base 57 to 974 and encodes 305 amino acids.